Sphaeroforma arctica JP610 is the source of this 160-nucleotide messenger RNA. RefSeq lists its product as hypothetical. The transcript has a single exon. The record is from RefSeq and is a predicted model, not a curated record. NCBI's taxonomy places the organism in Eukaryota, Ichthyosporea, Ichthyophonida. The annotation marks the transcript as partial.
AUGUGCACACAGCCACACCUGAGCUCGGUGCUAUCCAUGCCUGGUUCACAUAGAAACCAUUUAUCCAUUGGGAGCACCGACUUGAGUAGAAGCGUCGCGAGCGCCAACAUAUGUGAGCCUUGUACCGCGUUAGACGGGUACGAAAGCUCUGAGCCUGAGC